CGAUGCGUGGGCGGAUCGAUUGAGCAUGGCAAGAGCGUGGCACGGACACAGUACUGUCGUCUUCGUUCGUGUCGGUCACUCCCUGGGCCCACCACCACACGGUCGUCACAUCUGAGACUUCGACCACAGCGAUACAGUACUAGGUUACACACCAUGGACGUGAACAUUUCCGAGUCGAAUCGCGAUGCUCGCCCGGACUCUUCAUCGCAGACCCGCCAGUCAAUCUACGACGGCAUCGCGUACCAUGAUCGCUGCAUCAGCGACCUCAGGGCCCGCCUCAAUACCCUCGUACCCAUCUCCAGGCUUCCCGUGGAGGUCCUCAGCGAGAUAUUCUUGCAUACGGCUGCGGUGCGUCUCUACGUGCCCGGGCGGGAUCACGACCUACAUCCGUACCACUGGCUUCAAGUGACUCGGAUGUGCAGGCAUUGGCGAGCCGUUGCGCUGAGCUGCACAGCACUCUGGAGCCGUUUGACGAUCACGGACCAGAGCGAAGGCCUGCCAGUCCGCUGUUUCUGGAACGGUCCCGGAAGGCACCGCUCAUAGUAUCCGUGACCUGGGGCGAUGCCGAUCACUUUUCGUGUCUGUCGGACCCGGAGGUCCAGGAAAAGGCUGUCGAUCUGAUCCUCUCGCACUUGCCACGAAUAC
Molecule: messenger RNA, 645 nt
Organism: Fomitopsis serialis
Lineage: Eukaryota; Fungi; Basidiomycota; Agaricomycetes; Polyporales; Fomitopsidaceae
Exons: 2
Coding region: 154-543 (129 amino acids)
Molecular function (GO): protein binding
Source: RefSeq, a predicted model, not a curated record